AUGAAGCGAAGCAGGGACGUCAAUACCAAUAGUAGCAGCAGCAGAAACGCGAACAGAACCAAAAGCACCAUCGCCAGCGACAACAUCAACGACAGCAAUCGUAGUACCCCUAAUGACAACAGCGGCAUCAGCAGCAGCUUACCUAACAGCUACGUCUUCAGCAGAGGGCCCGACAGUUCCAAUAGCAGCAACGGCAGUGCCAUCGCCAGCGAUAACAUCAAUAACAGCGACGACAGCAACCCUAACGGAAAUAGCAGUAGAGACAUCACCAAUAACAUCCCCAACAAUAAUGACAGUGCCUCCAUCAAUAGCGAUAGCCAUAAUAACGACAACGGCACUUUACCAACAUCGGCAUUGGCGGUACCAACACCAUCUCCACCUCCAAUAACACUAACACCAACAGCGCCAGCACCAACACCACCAACACCAGCAACGCCAGCACUAACAGCGCCAGUCCCGGCAACAACGACGGCACCGAUGCCAACACCAACAGAUACACCACCGCCCACACCCGACCAAGGAGACACAUCAGCUGUUCCGGGAAUUCGUUCGAACAAUGCCUCUACAACCACAGAUUCUCCUUAA
Octopus sinensis (East Asian common octopus) is the source of this 585-nucleotide messenger RNA. Its product is annotated as flocculation protein FLO11-like. The record is from RefSeq and is a predicted model, not a curated record. Lineage: Eukaryota; Metazoa; Mollusca; Cephalopoda; Octopoda; Octopodidae. Bases 1 to 585 code for a protein of 194 amino acids. The transcript has 2 exons.